Molecule: messenger RNA, 1252 nt
Organism: Onychostoma macrolepis
Lineage: Eukaryota; Metazoa; Chordata; Actinopteri; Cypriniformes; Cyprinidae
Gene: ccdc160
Product: coiled-coil domain containing 160
Exons: 1
Coding region: 257-1183 (308 amino acids)
Source: RefSeq, a predicted model, not a curated record
GUUGCGCUCACUGUACAGUCAACGACGCUGAUGUUGUAAGUAUGAACCGCUAAUAUAAAGUGUGUAUAGAAUCGCCUUACAACGUUUCCUACAAUUUUGCUUGUUUCAUCAAUGCCGGACAUUCAAAAAAAAGCUCUAACGGUUUUAAACGACCUGCGUUUUCUUGUAACUGGUGAAAGAAACGGGGUUUGAAAAUUAAGUGCCCUUAAAUAGUACGCUGUUCCACACAUUUGAAUAAAGCUCAACCAGUUUAGUUAUGAGGAACAUGGAAAUCACGGAUCAAAACACUGCACACUUCAGGGAUGACCAUCACUGGGUGGAGAAACUCUUCCCUCCUCGUUUCACUUUCCAAAACCUGCUGGAAGACCAGACCAACACAAACAAACAGUGCAGCAGCUCAAUGAAACCACCAUCAACCCUCUCCACAGACAUAGAUGAACCCCAGAGGAGCCACAGAAGGGAGAUAUACCUGAGAGCUUUGAAAGAUGUUCAGCAAACUGAGCGACUGCGCAAGAAGGAGGCCCUAGAUAAGAGAAUUAUUAGGCCUGUCGAUGAAGGAGAGACCUCUGAAAAUCCUACUGACCAGAGCAAGACUGCGGGACAGAGGUGCAUUUGGAAUGAGAGGGACAUCACCAAAUUGCGGGCUGGUUUUGAAGAAGUGAAGAGGGACAGAUGGCGACUAAAGCAACAGCUCAGUUGUUCAGAGGAGCAGCUUAAAGCAGAACAUGAGGAAAGGAUGAAGCUACAAGGCCUGGUGGAGAAGCUGGAGGAACAGUUAAGCCUUUCCAAAAAAAGGGCUGCGCAUCAAGCCCUCGUGAUAAAUGAUCUGAAGUCAGAGAGCCAAAAAAUGAACGCUCAGUUACAUAAGCUGACUAUACAGGUCAGGGAAACAGAAGAAGACGCAGACAGGUGGAAGAUGAGUCUGAGGAAAGCAAAGGAGGACAUGCAGCAGAUCACGCAGGAGCGCUCCAACCUCGCAUGGGAACUGGAAAGAGCGCAAGCGCAAUGGAAAUCUGAAGGAGACAGAAUAGAAAAAGUGGCUCGGAUAGAAAAUGAGGCUGUACUCCUGAGGCUUCAGAGAGAGAUGGAGCAGACCCGAGCUGACCUGUGCACCGAGAGAGAGAGUCACUCAAGGAGCCGCACAGCCCUCGAGCUCUUACGCAGACAUUUUAGCAGCCAAUAACAAAAGCGUGACUUAAAAUGCAGCCAUAUAAAUCAAGAUCACAUUUUUAAAUAAAGACAAAAUUGAUGU